GUGCCUAAGGUCUUCGCUUUUGACUAUUGCUUCUGGUCCAUGGAUGAAAACAACAAAGCAAAAUAUGCAGGUCAAGAGGUAGUUUUCAAGUGCCUUGGUGAAGGGAUACUUGAGAAUGCAUUUCAAGGAUACAAUGCUUGUAUUUUUGCCUAUGGACAGACAGGCUCAGGAAAGUCUUUCUCGAUGAUGGGCAGUGUUGAUGUACCAGGCCUUAUACCUCGACUCUGCGGUGCACUGUUUGGGAGAGUCUCCAAAGAGGAAAAUGAAUCUCACACAUUUAAAGUGGAAGUGUCAUUCAUGGAGAUCUAUAAUGAAAAAGUUCGAGAUCUACUUGAUCCUAAAGGGAGCCGGCACUCGCUGAAGGUUCGAGAGCAUAAAGUGUUGGGACCGUAUGUGGACGGCCUGUCGCAGUUGGCUGUAACGUGUUUUGAAGAUAUUGAAUCCUUGAUGUCAGAAGGAAACAAAUCAAGAACCGUUGCAGCCACCAACAUGAAUGAAGAAAGUAGCCGUUCUCAUGCCGUCUUCAACAUCAUCUUAACUCAGACCCUGUACGAUCCACAAAGUAGUACUUCUGGUGAGAAAGUGAGCAAGCUGAGCCUGGUGGAUCUGGCUGGGAGCGAGAGAGUGUCAAAGACAGGAGCUGCAGGAGAACGGCUGAAGGAGGGCAGUAAUAUCAACAAAUCCCUUACAACUCUCGGGUUGGUCAUUUCCGCUUUAGCUGACCAAGUGGGAGCAAAGGGCAAAAACAAGUUUGUGCCUUACAGAGACUCAGUCCUCACCUGGCUUCUCAAGGACAACUUGGGAGGAAACAGUAAAACGGCCAUGAUAGCCACAAUUAGCCCAGCCGGCGACAAUUAUGAGGAAACUCUGUCCACGCUGAGAUACGCAGACCGUGCCAAGCGCAUCGUGAACCAUGCUGUAGUGAAUGAAGAUCCCAACGCCAAAAUUAUCCGAGAGCUCCGCGAGGAAGUGGACAAACUGAGGGAGCAAUUAAAUCAGGCUGAGUCAUUGAAAGCACCAGAGCUCAAGGAGAAAUUGGAAGAAUCUGAAAAACUCAUAAAAGACUUGACUGUGACUUGGGAGGAGAAACUGAGGAAAACCGAAGAAAUUGCACAGGAAAGGCAGAAACAGCUGGAGAGUAUGGGCAUUUCUCUGGAAACUUCAGGCAUUAAAGUUGGUGACGACAAAUGCUUUCUGGUCAAUUUGAAUGCCGACCCUGCCCUCAAUGAGCUUCUUGUGUAUUACUUGAAGAAUCACACCAGGGUUGGUGCGGAUGAAUCUCAGGACAUUCAGCUGUGCGGAAUUGGUAUCCAGCCUGAGCACUGUGUCAUUGACUUCACAGCAGAUGGCGAUAUCAUUCUCAACCCAAAAGCAAAUGCCAGAACUUGCUUAAAUGGUGCUGUCUUAAAUGCUCCCAACUCCCUCUGGCAUGGGGACAGAAUUCUAUGGGGAAAUAACCACUUCUUUAGGAUUAACCUACCUAUGAGGAAGAGGAGAGACAAGUUAAAAGAAUACGAGAUUGAGACUAAUCGAGAUGGUGUUGUAGAUCAGGAUGUGGAAACGGCAAGCGAAUCUUCAUCGGAAACGGACUAUAACUAUGAGUUUGCACAGAUGGAAGUCAUGAUGAAAGCUCUCAGCAGUAACGACCCUGUGCAGAACGUGGUUCAAGUUCUCGAAAAGCAACAUUUAGAGGAGAAACAAAACGCACUUGAAGAACAACGACUGAUGUACGAGCGAGAGCUGGAUCUCCUUCGUCAGCAGCUGUCUCCGGACAGACUGCACCGUCAAAGCAUCGAUAGAUUAUCGUACACCCCCCAAACCGCACAGCAGAAAGUCAGGCUUUGGUCUGAGGAGAGGGAUCAACUCUUCCGUCACAGCCUGGCGAAGUUGAGAGAGCAAAUCGUCAGAGCCAAUGCUCUGGUGAGAGAAGCCAACUUCCUGGCAGAAGAGAUGAAUAAACAGACCGAUUACCAGGUCACAUUGCAAAUCCCAGCAGCAAAUCUCAGCGCAAACAGGAAGAGGGGAGCAAUUGUAAGCGAAUCCGCCAUCCAAGUUCGACGCAAGGGAAAAGGUACCCAAGUGUGGGCAAUCGAGAAACUGGAGAACAAAUUGAUUGAUAUGAGAGAUCUCUAUCAAGAUUGGAAGGAGAAAGACAUGGUUGAAUAUUACAACAAAAUUCUCAGCAAGCAUGGCGAUCCUUUCUACGAGGCCCAAGAAAACCAUAACUUGAUAGGCGUAGCCAACGUCUUCCUGGAAUGCCUGUACCAUGAUGCUAAACUGGAUUAUGCUGUUCCCAUCAUCAGCCAGCAGGGAGAGGUUGCUGGGAGACUUCAUGUUGAAGUAACGCGCGUUAAUGGUGCGAUUCCAGAACGUCUGGAUGGUGGCGAUGAUUCUUCAGAGAACUCGAGUGAGAGUGGGAGCUGUGAAGUUAUGGAUAACAAUGGUGACAUCGUGCACAUGGCAAGGAAACUAACCUGCAGGGUAAAAAUAAAAGAAGCUACAGGACUUCCGAUCAACUUAUCAAACUUUGUAUUCUGCCAAUACAUCUUCUGGGAGCACUCUGAGCAAACAGUUGCUCCCCCGAUGGUCAAUCCGGAUAGGCCUUCGCUCAAAAACAAGGCCGUGCAGUACAUGGUGAAGUUUGACCACAGUAAGGAUUUUGUGGUGCACGUUACGGAGGAGUUUCUGGAGUUUAUCGCAGAGGGAGCGCUGGCCAUUGAAGUCUGGGGCCAUCGGUGUGCAGGUAACGGCAGGACCGUCUGGGAAAUGGAUGCACUGCAAGCGAAGACACGCACACUACGUGACAGGUGGAGUGAGGUGACACGGCGGAUUGAGAUGGGGAUCUCAUUGCAGGAGCUGAAUGAAAUGGGAGAAUACACAGCAGUGGAGGUGUCUCUCGCCAAAGAUGUCAACACUGGCGGCGUCUUCCAGAUUAGACAGGGGCAAUCUCGUAGGAUUGAGGUCAUCGUUAAACCAGUCCAGCACUCGGGGACGUUGCCGCUGAUGGUGGAGGCUAUUUUGUCUGUCUCCAUAGGUUGCAUUUCUGCCAGAUGCACCAAACUACAGAGGCCAUUGGAUAGUUAUCAGAAAGAGGAGGAGGAGGAUAUGGAUAGUUACCAGGAGGAAGAUUUGAAUGAGGUGCGUGAGAGAUGGUCUGAUGCGUUGAUGAAGCGUCGAGAAUAUCUAGAUGAGCAAAUUCAGAAAAUAAUCAACAAGCAAGAAAAAACAGAAGAUGACGUGGAGAGGGAAGCCAGGCUGGUGGAGCAGUGGGUGGGCCUCACUGAGGAGAGGAACGCUGUGCUGGUUCCUGCCCCAGGCAGUGGAAUUCCAGGAGCCCCAGCAGACUGGAUAUCGCCUCCCGGAAUGGAAGCUCAUAUCCCAGUCCUCUUCCUUGAUUUAAAUGCUGACGACCUUCGUGCAAAUGAACAACUCACGGGUCCCCAUGCACCCGGAGUGAAUUCCAUCUUACCGAAGGAACAUGGCAGCCAGUUCUUUUAUUUGCCUAUUAUCAAGCACAGUGAAGACGAGAUCUCUGCUGUUGCGUCCUGGGAUUCAUCAGUCCAUGAUUCGAUCUAUUUGAACAAAGUCACCGGCCAGAAUGAACGCAUCUACUUGAUUGUGAAGGUGACGGUGCAGCUCAGCCACCCUGCCGCGGUGGAGCUGGUGCUGCGCAAGCGUAUAGCCGUCAAUAUCUACAAUAAGCAGAGUUUUACCCAGAGUCUGAAGCGAAGAAUGUCGUACAAGUACAUUCUUCACUCGUGUGGAGUUACAUAUGAAAUAGUUUCCAACAUACCCAAGGCCUCAGAGGAGACGGAAGAUCGAGAGACCUUGGCUCUCAUGGCAGCCAAGAAUGAAAAUGAUGGUGCAGGGGAUGGAGAAACCUACAUUGAGAAGUAUACAAGAGGAGUGUUGGAGGUGGAAAAUAUCCUGAGUUUGGAAAGGCUCCGACAGGCUGUUACGGUGAAAGAAGCACUUUCAUCCAAAGGAAAGUACAUGAAGAGGAGCGUCAGCACACCCAACGUUCACCAUGUAUCCAAUAGUCGAACAGAUGUCUCUGCAUAUGAGGAGGAUGAAAACAAGGGUCGCUCAGAAGGUCAUCAAGAUAUUCUGGAUUGCUCGUGCAACUUGCAGGACGGUUCCUGGUAUAAUACCUUACUGAAAGAUUCACCGCGUAGGACAAAAGACACUGGAGGUACUGCAGCAGAGGGUCAUCAUUCAUUGGGUAGUCCACUUAAAGCAUUUUCCGCUCAGCCACCAAAAUUUCUGAAGUCACUUUUGCCUGUACGAGAAGAACGAAAAGGCAAGCAGCACUUAGAGACUAAACCUCUUCUAGCAAAUGAGAGCAUGUCUCCCCCUCAGGAUAAAAACAUGCUGCUGGUACACAGCAGUGGCAGUGUUGUGCCCACAGGAAGCCCUGCCAACAGCAUGUCAGUAGAAAACAGUAACGGAAAUGAGGACACGUUUGACUCUGAGGAGGAGGAGGAUUACGAAGUGGGGAACCUCAGCAAGAAAACAAGUGAUUCUCAACCCUGUCAUGGCUUCCAACCGUACAUUCCUGAAGAUUUUGCAGACUUUGAUGUAUAUAAUGCAAGCCUUGAAAGCAGGGAUUUGUUCUCUUCUAAGCCAGAAUUCCUCAGUUCUCGAUUCCUCGACAAUGAAGUCUCCCGGAGUCCAACUACCAGCAGUAUGACCAGUGGUUACUUCUCCCAUAGUGCUUCCAAUGCAACGCUCUCUGAUGUGGCAUUCGCUGGUACGGAGAACACGGAGAGUAAUCUGUCACGGGACUCUGAGCAGCAGAGUAUUGUGCUGCAGACGAGUGUAUCUGAUUUAAAGUUAUCUUCUGAGAAGGAAAAUGGAGAUCGGGAACAGAACGGAAAUUUAAAUGAAAUGCAAAAGAGCACAUCCCUCCCGAAAAAUUGUGCCUUAUUGAAAGAUACCUCAGUAUUGCAACAGUUUAUUGAGUCUAAAUCUAUCCUAGUUUAUAGAACCCUCCCAGAGACAAAUGCAUCAGAUUCGUCGUCUUGCAUGUAUACAAUAAGCCCACAGGAAAGCAGAGCGGAAGAGAGGGGACCUGAUGCUUUCAAUUCGAUAAUGAAUGUAGACAUUUUCAACAGCCAGGAUUUCACAGAUUUUCAGGGUGUUGAGGACACAAGGAAGGAUCUUGAGCUGCCAGAUGAACCCAUGGUGUACAGCACAGGUUCCUCUGAUGACUCGAACAGACUUUCCGUGGACAGCCUAGAAUUGGACGAAAAGUGGCAAAGUCCUGAGGUGAAAUGUGCGAAUGACGUUUCCGAGCUUCCCGAGGAUUCGUGCGGCAUUGCCCGCAAGCAAGCGCAGACAACAGUCCUUGACAAUAGGUUAGCAAACGCCAUGGAGGACCCAGUGUUUUGUGGAGAAGCUGAUCAUGAAGAAGCCUCCGAUAACUCCACCAGCCCAGACAAUUCCGGUAUGAGGAACCUUUCUGAUUUAUCGGACGCUGAAGAUAGUAAUUCUGCGGAGCAAUGCGACCCUCUGCCAAGCUGGAUCACGCUGGAUGCACGUGCAUGCGUUGGCAACAACAAGUAUGGAACCAUUCGAUAUGUUGGUGCAGUGGAUUUCUCUGCCGGACUCUGGGUUGGGGUUGAGCUUGAUACUCCAGCUGGGAAACAUCAAGGCAGCAUUCACGGAAAGGAAUACUUCCGCUGCGAUCCAAGUUGUGGUGUUUUUGUUCGCCCGAACCGGCUUCUUCAGGUCCCCCACACUGUAACACGGCACGGCAACCUCGCUGAAGGACCAGCGUCCGCGGGUCAUGACAAGCGCAGAAGUGUCAAUCUUGGGAGGUCGCAGGUGACCCCAUCCAGCAAAUCUGAAGCAACAGCACUUCACAAAUCAGGAGUCACUGCAUCCUCCAAAAAGCAGAACAGAAAAUCCUGGACUAACUGAACGGCACCAUUUGCACUUAUUACACAUUACUGUAUAGGCCUCCUGUUUGAGCAUUUUAUACCAUGUACAGUUUUUUGUUUAUAUUACUCUGUGAUAUAGAAUAAAACUUUAAUAUUUUACCUUUUUGUAAAAAAAAGAUGAAGUAUAUUUGCUGGUAACACAUCAAAAGUACACUAAAAAGUGGCUAGGCUAUGCAAAAUACCCUUAACUUCAGCACGGAGAGCAUCGCCUUCUGCAUUAAAGUAACGAGAUUAAUCAGUAAAUAGGUAUUUUGUUAGAAAGAAUUUGGAUGCAAAUCACAAAGAUCUCUAAAUUGGUCCAUAAUUACCAAAGAUCUUGAUUAGAGUCAGGAGCCUCUUCAUUUUAAUUUUGACCUUCGUAAAAUUGUGUUCUGGGCUGUAGGGGCCUUUUUGAUUUUAUUAACUUGUGCCGUGUUUUUGUUACUCUGUAUAAUGCUGCCUUAUUUCUAUUGUCUGAUAAGCACAUUUAAACAAAUCUGAUUCUUCUAUAAAGUUGUCGUCUUCCAAUGUUUACCACUGCUGAUUUAGCUUCACAUGGGUCCUGGUUCAAUUACGAGCUUGGACCUGUCGCUUGGAGCUUUGUAUGUUACAAGUCUAAACACCUGUAGUCUGAUUUACCUGUUGGCAGUUUAGUGCUUGAACAGUAUUACUGCAAGAAUGUAGGGACAGACAGAAGAUUUGUUGUAAUGGAUUAUGAGUAUGUGUGCAUGCAUUUACCGAAGAAUGCAAAGUAAUGGUACAUUUUGCAACAAUGUUGUGUAUAUAUAAUGAAACAUCUCAUUGGAUGAUAUGGUUAAAAAUAAUUUAUGCACAGGAUUAUAUAUAAUUGAACGGUUUACUGCAUCCCAUGCAGUAAAGGUAUAAUCUGAUUGGACUAAAGACUGUUUUUAAAGCCAUCCAGUGUACAUUAGAGUUGUGCAAAAUUGUAGGUACUUAAGAGUCCGUCUGUUUGGAGAAAUGUGAUCAUGAAAGGUCGACUGUUAAUUUUAACAAUGAAAAACUUGGGACUUGCUCAAGAGCUGCUGAAUUAGAUUUUUUGUAUAUAUAUUUUCCCUUCGUAGUGUUUUUGUAUGACUGUACAGAGUUGUAAUAUAUAUUAUUUCAGCAAAACUGUAUUUAAUUGGUACAGCAAUUCAGUGUUUUAGAAUACAUUCUACAGCCUGGAAAACCGAGCUCUCUGGAUUUCUUUCUGUACAUUUGAGCUUUGACGUAAAUAUCUUGGCAAUUUUUCUCUUUUAUGGAAUCCCAAUGCAGUAUGCUAACACUGCACAGGUAUAUAUUACAGUGGUUUAGUUUAGAGAUAC
Leucoraja erinaceus (little skate) is the source of this 7246-nucleotide messenger RNA. RefSeq names its product kinesin family member 13A (gene kif13a). The transcript is spliced from 38 exons. Lineage: Eukaryota; Metazoa; Chordata; Chondrichthyes; Rajiformes; Rajidae. The record is from RefSeq and is a predicted model, not a curated record. Bases 40 to 5922 code for a protein of 1960 amino acids. Gene Ontology annotation, cellular component: adherens junction. Gene Ontology annotation, biological process: microtubule-based movement; regulation of protein localization. Gene Ontology annotation, molecular function: microtubule motor activity; ATP binding; cell adhesion molecule binding.